UUUGCGCCUAAUGGAUUGGAUCCACCGACCCUCUUUUACCCCUUACCCUUCUUCUUCAUCUCUCAAACUUCCAUUUAAUUUUGAUUUUGCGAAAUUUGAAAAACAAAUUAACCAAAGCCAAUCAGCUAAAAGUUAAAAGGAAAAGGGAAAUCUGGUUUGAGAUGACGAUGAUAUAUGUAUGAGAUUCCAAUAUGGGUUUGCUGUUAGAUUAAUGGGUUUUUCGAGGAGAUAUCAUAUCUGAGAACUGGAAUUCGCAGAAGAAGAUUAACAGCAACUCAAGAAGGUGAGUUUUUUGUUUAAAGAUGGCUGCUGCACCAUCUUCCUCGGGUCCUUUCUUUGGAGUUAGAGAAGAAAAUCAAAACCAGAUCAUGAAACAACCUCAUUCUUCUUCAUCAACCGGACCGCGGGUUGAUCCAUGGUCGCCGCCUCCGAAGAAAAAGAGAAACCAACCUGGAACUCCAAAUCCAGAUGCGGAGGUGGUGGCACUAUCUCCAAAGACUUUAAUGGCGACAAACAGGUUCAUUUGUGAGGUGUGCAACAAAGGGUUCCAAAGGGAGCAGAAUUUACAGCUUCACAGGAGAGGACACAAUCUGCCGUGGAAGCUGAAACAGAAGACAAACAAAGAAGUGAAGAAGAAGGUCUAUCUUUGCCCCGAACCGACGUGCGUUCACCACGACCCGUCGAGGGCACUCGGCGACCUCACCGGCAUCAAAAAGCAUUACUCGAGAAAACACGGCGAGAAGAAAUGGAAGUGCGAGAAGUGCGAGAAGCGGUACGCCGUGCAAUCCGAUUGGAAAGCUCAUUCCAAGACGUGUGGCACCAGGGAAUACAGAUGUGACUGUGGCACUCUCUUCUCAAGACGUGACAGCUUUAUAACUCACAGAGCGUUCUGUGAUGCAUUGGCUCAAGAGACUGCAAGGCACCCGACUCCUUUAAACUCCAUCGGCAGCCAGUUAUAUGGAAGUAGUAAUUACAUGAACUUAGGGUUUUCUCAAGUUGGAACCCAAAUUUCAUCGAUUCAAGACCACAACAAUAAUCAAACCAGGGAGACUCUAAAACUUGGUGGUGGUUCCAGGAAUUCUCAGUUUGAUCAUCUUCUUCCGCCGUCCAUGGGUUCUUCGUCCUCGUCGUUUCGAACUCAACAACAACAACAACAGCAAUCGAUGGUUACUUCACCCGGUUUUGUCAUACAAGAAUCGAACCAGAUUUUCAACCAAGAGUUGUUGGGAAACAACAAAUCAUUCCAUGAAUUAAUGCAGUUUCAGGAAAACAAUAGCGACAACACGAGCACCUCUCCUUCAGCAGCCGGUCUCUUCAACCUCGGCUUCCUUUCGAACGGCGGCAACAAUGGCGGUGCAGAUUAUAAUUUAACGUCUUCGGGUUUGUUAAUAUCCGAUAAUUUCAACAACGACAAUGGCGGGAACGGUGGUGGGACAAACGAGCCUUCGAAUCUCUUCUCUAAGAGCUUAAUGAGUGAUCAAAUCACUUCAAACAUCCCUUCUCUGUUUAGUUCAUCGAUUCAAAACAAUAGCAUGGUGCCGCAAAUGUCAGCCACCGCAUUGCUACAAAAAGCUGCUCAAAUGGGCUCGAGUUCAAGCAUCAGCAACAACAACGACAAUUCUCUUCUAAGAAGCUUUGUAACAUCUUCUUCAACCGGAACCAAAACCUCAAACUUCAACAGCAUUUUCGGGGAAACCACAGCCGGCAACCAUCUACAUGAACUAAUGAACUCCAUAGCCAGUGGUAAUUCCCCCAUUUUCGGAAGCUCCAGUGGAGUCAAUACAUUUAACACUUAUGCAAACAGAACUAGCAUGGAACAUGAAAAAACACCGCCUCCGCCACCGCAGCAGCAAAGUUUGAAUGUUAGCGGCGGCGGGUCAGACAGAUUGACUCGGGACUUCCUCGGAGUCGGGCAAACUGUUCGAAGCAUGACCGGAGGAGCGACACAACAACAACAAGGAAUCGGAUUAAGCAGCUUGAGUUCAGAGAGAAACACAAAUAUUACGGCGCCGACAAGCCACCACUCUUUCAGAGGACGUGGGAAUUUCCAGUGAUGAAAGAAAUCUAAAAACGCGAAAA
This is a messenger RNA of Hibiscus syriacus, 2079 nucleotides long. Its product is annotated as protein indeterminate-domain 5, chloroplastic-like. The transcript has 4 exons. Gene Ontology annotation, molecular function: DNA-binding transcription factor activity. NCBI's taxonomy places the organism in Eukaryota, Viridiplantae, Streptophyta, Magnoliopsida, Malvales, Malvaceae. Gene Ontology annotation, cellular component: nucleus. The coding region runs from base 303 to 2054 and encodes 583 amino acids. The record is from RefSeq and is a predicted model, not a curated record.